AUGGAGAAAGACGAUCCAAUACAUGCUGCAGAAACACUUUCCUCUGCUCUGCAACGUAUUCCUUUCCAAGACGUCCUUUCGUGGAAGGUUCUGACGGAGUGUAAACCUGGUACUGCACAGAUUCCAUCUUUGAAUGCACUUUGCAAGCGAAUCUUGCACCUGAAUGGUCAGGAGGGCAAUAUUCAUGAACCGAUCUAUGGAACAGAAAUGCGAGUCGUAGAUAUAGAUGAGGGGACGAUGAAGCAGUUUGAAUCCGCUCUAGAAGCGGUGAAUCCUGCUCUGCGCUUUCCGUCGAAGAACGACUAUAUUGCUUACAAAAUUCGACCUCAAACCACGAGAAACAAUAAACGGGAACAUCCUCACGUUAUACAUGACGAUCCUUGGUGUCGAAUUUGGUUCAAGCAAGACGACGAGUAUAAAUGCCCGAAAGCUGUGACUAGGGUCGCCCUCAUUUCUCCAAUGGUGAAUAGUUCUCCAAAAUCAUCAGAUGCUCUCGAAAAUAUACGCUUCGUGUUUGCAAUACAACACGAUUAA
Messenger RNA from Cooperia oncophora, 534 nucleotides. The record is from the annotation of a GenBank genome assembly. NCBI's taxonomy places the organism in Eukaryota, Metazoa, Nematoda, Chromadorea, Rhabditida, Trichostrongylidae.